AUGCUUCGCUUCAGAGCAUUCCUUCGUUGCACAACAUCAAUACAGCGCGCUGUGGGUGCUGCUGAGGUGUCGAAAGACUACAGAAAAAUCGAAGCGGAGAAUAAGCAAAUGAUGGAGGCUGAGGCAAGGAGGAAAGAGUAUGAAAAGUAUCCGUUGCGCUAUCGUAUAUUAGAGUGCAGACCCGGCUUGCCGCUUGCCUUAACGAAGCUAAAGUAUCUCCUCGCUUGCCGGCGGACACAUCCUGAUGCCGGUGGUGACGCGGAGGCAUUUCUGCGGGUAAGUCUUGCCUACCAAGACGUCAUGAAGGACUACGGUGUGGAAACGGUGGAGAACAAGAUCGUCAAUUUGGGGAAUUUUCAGGUGGAUGAUCACGAGGCGCGAAACUACCUGGAAGCACGUUCUCAGAUAAAGAGCUACAUACCUAUCUCUACUUUAGAGGACCACAUUCAGAAAAUUGAAGAGGUCAAGGCACGUCUCGGGGAUGAUUUAACUGAAAGAAUAGCGGCCAACGAUGACGAGGCCAUGCUGUUACUCGAGGACAUUGAAGAGAUAAUGGAAGAAAAUAGUCUCCGCACUGUUCGAGUGGAGUUGCUUGAGGACGGCACAGCGAAAGUGGAGGAGAAAAUGACUCUUACAGAUGGUACAGAGGGUCCACUCUACCUUGAAGACUAUGAAGAAGGAUUGGAGAAGCAACGUAGUACAAAUAAAGUUCCCGGUGCAACUUCUACUGAGAGCGAGGGCAAAAAAUCAGAGGGAUGUGAAGGAUUGGAGUCAAACGUGGAGCAAGACGUGCCUGACAGCCAGAAGGCUCUCAGAACAGCGGAUGUUAGCGCUGAAGAUAUCGAGGUUCUUACGGCAAAGAAUAAGGUGCUGGACCGUCCUGAUGUAGCCGGGUUGGCGGCUCGAACGGCGACUGAGGUGAUGAAAAACACCGAGGAGGCCAAAAAGAUCCGCCUUGAAUCCUCGGUUCUUUUUGUCUACAUUCUGUGCAUUUUUCUUGUGGUGUACGUGUACGUGGAGGGUUGGAUGCGGGCAAAAACGCAACAGAAGAAGCACCCAGAAACUAUGGAGUAUGUCACAACCGACACGAUGCUCCCUUGGUGGGGUAACGAUGCCGAGUACGAAAGCCAGGUGAAGCGUAUCUUUGUUGAGGAGUGGCGUCGCGCCCGCGCGAGCUCGCGCCGUGUGCAGGCGUUCCAAGACGGUGUGGCCAGAGAAUCGCUCGAUGAGCACACCAAGAAAGAGAUGGAUCUCAAGAUUUUUACGGUGACCGCUGAACGGCUUCAUGAGAUGAGGGAACGCGCCGAGAAACAUACUGGGCGCCAGUAG
Molecule: messenger RNA, 1329 nt
Organism: Trypanosoma grayi
Lineage: Eukaryota; Euglenozoa; Kinetoplastea; Trypanosomatida; Trypanosomatidae
Exons: 1
Coding region: 1-1329 (442 amino acids)
Source: RefSeq, a predicted model, not a curated record